This is a messenger RNA of Maniola jurtina (meadow brown), 1933 nucleotides long. It is a transcript of the gene Hinfp, whose product is annotated as histone H4 transcription factor. Gene Ontology annotation, molecular function: chromatin insulator sequence binding. Gene Ontology annotation, biological process: regulation of transcription by RNA polymerase II. The coding region runs from base 211 to 1884 and encodes 557 amino acids. The transcript has 7 exons. The record is from RefSeq and is a predicted model, not a curated record. Gene Ontology annotation, cellular component: chromosome. Lineage: Eukaryota; Metazoa; Arthropoda; Insecta; Lepidoptera; Nymphalidae.
UGUGGCGUGCUUACUGCUUACUGCUUGUGGGUCUUGUUGUGUUGUGGGGUUUUAUUAAAUUAGUAAUUUUAUUAUUAUUUUAUGCCUAAAUAGUGAACUAAAAUAUGCGUUAUUUACCCGGAAUUGUAUACAGUUUCAAUGUAUGUGUAUAAAUAUAUAGUUACGAUUCAUUUCGAAGACUUUCUAAGUAAAAUGAUAACAUAAACAACAAUGGAAGAUUCGUUGUUGGAAAUCGUUGAAAACCAAAUAGAAAUCGCCCCAAAAGUUAAACUAAAGCGGUGCAUGGAAUGGCUUCAAAGCCAGUAUGAGUUAAAGAAGGUUUCAAGUGAUAAUCAUGAAGAUAUCCAGUACACUACAGAUAAUGAUGCAUCUUGUAAGGACUCCUCAGUUUCUGAUCUAGAUGAUGAUACGACGGUCCCAGGGGGGGUCGAUGAACGUUCUAUUAAACCGAAGGCUGUGCCUGUAAGACACCUCCGUGUAAAGAGUCUGGAGAUGCAAUGUGAAUGGCAAUCAUGCAAGAGUUAUUUCUCUGAUUAUGAAGUUUUCCAAAAACAUGUCGCUGAGCAUUCUUCUGAGCUGCAUGUCAUUGAUGUCAGGGGAAAUGUGGAUUACGUUUGUCUAUGGGAUGUAUGCGGUCACAGCACGUCAGAUUUCUCAGAAAUGAUACGCCACAUAAACUACCACGCGUACCACGCGCGUCUUUUGGCCAUUGGUUUCAACGGUAGGGCUUCUUUGAAACUCCAGCAAUGUAGAAAGGAUUCUAGUAAAAGGAACCAGCUGCCUCCGUUGAAGCAUAAACACUGUUGUAUGUGGGUGGGAUGCUCGCAGAGCUAUAAUUCUAUACAGGCGUUCUUAGACCACGUAAAGCAGCACAUAACAUACUCAGAGAAGCACCUGUGUUCGUGGGCCGGUUGUGGUGCCGUGUUCCCGCGACGUCCACUGCUCACCAUGCACGUGCGCUCGCACACGCAAGAGCGCCUCAUCGCCUGCUACCACUGCGGGCAGCACUUCGCCUGCAACAGGAAGCUGUGUGACCAUCUCAUGAGGCAGAAUGUGGACGCAGAGACGGGUAUACCCUGUAGCAUGUGUGGUAUACUGUGUGCCUCGCCGUACCUAAAGCGAGAGCAUGAACGUCAGCACAUCUCCGCAUAUGCAUGCGCCAUGUGCGACAUGUCAGCUCCGUCGCCCGCCGCGCUUGCAUAUCAUAUGCGAUAUAGACAUCUUUCGUCCAGUGGUACGAGGACCCAUGCAUGCCCACACUGUUCAUAUAAGGCUGUCACAAAAAGUGAUCUCCGCAAACACAUUCCAAUUCAUCUUCGCAAGAAAAAGAGAAAGAAAACUAAAAGCGAUGUUCUAGUUAUCUCUGACGAAGAGAGUUCAGAUGAGGAAAUAGUAAAGAAGAAAAAGAAGGUUGUAAAAAAGAAGUACGCAUGUCACAUGUGCCCAGAGAAAGAAGUCAAAGUGUUUUCUAGGGGGACUAGAUUAACUACACAUUUGGUCAAAGUGCAUGGAGCGCAAUGGCCAUGUGGCCAUAGUCGAUUUAGGUAUCAAAUAAGCGAAGAUGGCAUGUACAGGUUGACUACAACCAGAUUUGAAUAUGAAGAUAUUUCCAAAAAAAUCGUCGACGGAUACAGUGGCCCGAAGGAGUCUUUGAAUAAUACAUUAGAGUUCGACGUGAAACCAAUAGCUGAAGCCACCAAAACUACGCCGAAGAGAUUCGAAAUAUCUCUCAAAAAUAGUAAUUUACAGGAAGAUGAACCAAAAAAUGAGGAUGUAAAAAACGCAGUUGAUCAAAAUGCAGUUGAAAUUAUGAUGUGUGAUGUCGAUGACGAUGGCAACAUUAUUAAUACGGAAACUAUACAAUCAUAUCAAUUGUUAAUUUAACUUUUAUAUUAUUUAUAUUAAAUCAAAUAUAAAUAUUAUUUUUACACAA